Molecule: messenger RNA, 2533 nt
Organism: Echinops telfairi (small Madagascar hedgehog)
Lineage: Eukaryota; Metazoa; Chordata; Mammalia; Afrosoricida; Tenrecidae
Gene: MSH5
Product: mutS homolog 5
Exons: 24
Coding region: 1-2400 (799 amino acids)
Biological process (GO): chiasma assembly; mismatch repair
Cellular component (GO): nucleus
Molecular function (GO): mismatched DNA binding; ATP binding; ATP-dependent DNA damage sensor activity
Source: RefSeq, a predicted model, not a curated record
AUGAAGUGGUUUAAAUACCUUGGUUUCUCCCUUGCUGAACAGAUCCAUCUGUGUGUGCUGUGGAAUUCAGGAUUCUUGGGCAUUGCCUACUAUGACACAAGUGACUCCACCAUCCAUUUCAUGCCAGAUGCCCCGGAUCAUGAGUCCCUCAAGCUUCUCCGGAGAGUUCUGGAUGAAAUCAGUCCUCGGUCCAUUGUGACAAGCGCCAAACAGGAUGAAACUAUGUCACAGUUUCUGGGGAAGCUGGCAUCCCAGGAGUAUGCAGAGCCUCAGAGACCGGAAAUUGUCUUUUUGCCCAGUGUGGAUUUUGGUCUGGAGAUAAGCAAACAGCGCCUCCUCUCUGGAAACUACUCCUUCAUCCCAGACUCCAUGACUGCCACGGAGAAAAUCCUGUUCCUCUCCUCUGUCAUUCCCUUUGACUGCCUCCUCACGGUUCGAGCUCUGGGAGGGCUGCUCAAGUUCCUGGGUCGAAGAAGAAUCGGAGUGGAGCUGGAAGACUCUGACGUCAGCGUCCCCAUCCUGGGCUUUAAGAAAUUUGUGUUGACCCAUCUGGUGAGCAUAGACCAAGACACUUACAGCGUUUUGCAGAUAUUUAAGAGCGAGUCUCACCCCUCGGUGUACAAAGUGGCCACUGGUCUGAAGGAGGGGCUCAGCCUUUUUGGAAUCCUCAACAGAUGCCGCUGUAAGUGGGGAGAAAAGCUGCUCAGGCUAUGGUUCACACGCCCAACUCGAGACCUGGGGGAACUAAAUUCCCGUCUGGAAGUCAUUCAGUUUUUCCUGCUGCCUCAGAAUCUGGACAUGGCUCAGAUACUGCACCGGCUGCUGGGUCACAUCAAGAACGUGCCUCUGAUUCUGAAACGCAUGAGGUUGUCCCACACUAAAGUCAGCGACUGGCAGGUCCUGUACAAGACGGUGUACAGUGCCCUGGGCCUCAGGGAUGCUUGCCGCGCCCUACCCCAGGCCAUCCAGCUCUUCCGGGACAUUGCCCAGGAGUUCUCCGAUGACCUGCACCACAUUGCCAGCCUCAUCGGGAAAGUGGUGGAUUUUGAGGGCAGUCUUGCUGAAAACCGAUUCACCGUGCUCCCCAACAUAGAUCCUGAAAUUGACGAGAAAAAACGGAAGCUGAUGGGCCUUCCCAGUUUCCUCACGGCGGUGGCGCGGAAGGAGCUGGAGACUCUGGACACCCGCAUCCCUUCGUGCAGCGUCAUCUACAUCCCUCUGAUUGGCUUCCUCCUUUCUCUCCCCCGCCUGCCUUUCAUGGUCGAGGCCAGGGACUUUGAGAUCGAGGGACUGGACUUCAUGUUUCUGUCCGAGGAGAAGCUGCAUUAUCGCAGCGCUCGCACCAAGGAACUGGAUGCACUGCUGGGGGACCUGCACUGUGAGAUCCGGGACCAGGAGACCCUGUUGAUGCACCAGCUGCAGUGCCAGGUGCUGGCGCGGGCAGCUGUCUUGACUCGGGUGUUGGACCUUGCUUCCCGCCUGGAUGUCCUGCUGGCUCUGGCCAGCGCUGCCCGGGACUAUGGCUACUCCAGGCCUCGCUACUCCUCCAGACUCCGUGGCGUGCGGAUCCAGAAUGGCAGACAUCCUCUGAUGGAACUCUGUGCCCGCACCUUCGUGCCCAACUCUGCAGACUGUGGAGGGGACCAAGGGAGGGUCAAGGUCAUCACAGGGCCCAACUCCUCAGGGAAGAGCAUAUACCUCAAACAGGUCGGCCUGAUCACCUUCAUGGCUCUGGUGGGCAGCUUUGUGCCAGCGCAGGACGUGGAGAUCGGGGCAGUGGACGCCAUCUUCACCCGAAUCCACAGCUGCGAAUCCAUUUCCCUUGGCCUCUCCACCUUCAUGAUCGACCUUAACCAGGUGGCGAAAGCAGUGAACAAUGCCACUGAGCACUCCCUGGUCCUCAUUGAUGAAUUUGGAAAGGGGACCAACACGGUGGAUGGGCUCGCGCUUCUGGCGGCAGUGCUCCGACACUGGGUGGCACUCGGACCCAGCUGCCCCCAGAUCUUGGUGGCCACCAACUUUCUGAGCCUUGUUCAGUUACAGCUGCUGCCGCAAGGACCCCUCAUUCAGUAUUUGACCAUGGAGACUUGUGAAGACGGGGACGACCUUGUCUUCUUCUACCAGAUCUGCGAAGGGGUGGCCAGUGCCAGCCAUGCCUCCCACACAGCUGCCCAGGCCGGCCUUCCUCACAAACUCAUCGCUCGGGGCAAGGAGGUGUCAGACUUGAUCCGCAGUGGAAACCCCAUCAAGCCCGUCAAUGAGAUGCUAAGAAAGACGCAACUGACAAAAUGUCAGACCUUAGUGGAUACAUUUCUGAAACUGGAUUUAGAAGACCCCGGCCUGGACUUGGACGUUUUCAUGAGUCAGGAAGUGCUGCCUGUGGCCAGCUCUGUCCUCUGAGAGCCCUCCCCCUGCUCAGCCCAGUAUCACCCCAGCCCAGCCCUGUGGCACACCCCAGGCCCCCUGCGAGACCCAGAGUGCUUACCUCCCUGAAUAUUUUGUUUCCUGAUAGAAAUAAAGUUUGUCUCUGGCA